Knipowitschia caucasica is the source of this 249-nucleotide messenger RNA. NCBI's taxonomy places the organism in Eukaryota, Metazoa, Chordata, Actinopteri, Gobiiformes, Gobiidae. The record is from the annotation of a GenBank genome assembly.
AUGACCCUCUCCCAUCUGCCCAGACCCUCUCCCAUCUGCCCAGACCCUCUCCCAUCCACCCAUGACCCUCUCCCAUCGACCCAUGACCCUCUCCCAUCUGCCCAGACCCUCUCCCAUCUGCCCAGACCCUCCCCCAUCUGCCCAGACCCUCUCCCAUUCACCCAUGACCCUCUCCCAUCCGCACAGACCCUCUCCCAUCGACCCAUGACCCUCUCCCAUCGACCCAGACCCUCUCCCAUCGACCCAUGA